Messenger RNA from Dendrobium catenatum, 2019 nucleotides. RefSeq names its product heterogeneous nuclear ribonucleoprotein F. The transcript is spliced from 2 exons. Gene Ontology annotation, cellular component: ribonucleoprotein complex. The coding region runs from base 919 to 1794 and encodes 291 amino acids. The record is from RefSeq and is a predicted model, not a curated record. Lineage: Eukaryota; Viridiplantae; Streptophyta; Magnoliopsida; Asparagales; Orchidaceae. Gene Ontology annotation, molecular function: RNA binding.
CUAGGGUUUUUUUCUAGCUCCAUUUCUCUACUCUCUCAGCGUCGCGAAGUUAUUUCGAGGGUUCGGCUCGGAGAAGACGGUUUCUUUCAAAUUUCUGCUGAAUAGAAGAAACGCCGGAGACCAUGUACAGGUCAAGGGGAUGCUUGGUUAAAGCAGCGGCAAUGGUUGGAGACUUCCAAUAUGGUUUCCUGAUGACCAUGGGUUGAAACCAAGGAUCCCUUUAGCUAAUCUACUAAUUAAAAAGUUUUAAAAAAAAUGGAGACUAAGAAUUGCAAAUUUUAGUUGUUUUGGGUGACGGUCUAUGUGCUGCAAACUUUUAAUUGUCUGAAAGCUUAUGUAAUUAUUAAUCUGCACUCUGAUGACCCGCAUUGAAGAAAUGCAUUAGUGGCAGAUUUGCAUUAGGUAAACUUUUGAAGUUGUUUAAGUGUGAUUUUAGUCUACUUGCAGUCCCACUAAACAUUUUUCUUUUCCAUUGAUUACUUUUCUGCAGUAUAUGAACUUGCUGACGUUUAUUCUUCUUUGUUUGAAUGUUGCAUUCUUGCAUGAUGUCUUUGUUGAAAAGUAAUUCUUAACCAUCCCUUUCUGAGAAAAUAUUCUCUAAUAUUCUUGAGAAUUCAUUUAAUUAGAUAAUUUUAAAACUUUACAUCUUGAACUACUUGCUUUUCUGCGCUGUUCUCUUUAUUCUUUAAAUUUAUGAAUUUCCUGGAGGAAUCAUGCUGUUAUUUCACCUUUCUGCUGUUUAUUUUGCAUUUUGCUAUACUAUAGUAAAGCAUGAUAAAUUACUCCAGCUAGUUAGAUAGCCACUAGGGUGAAAUUCUAGUGAUUACUAGGAUUCAAAUUUUCAAAUGGGGAUUGAGUGUUAGGGGGUACCAUCUCCUUUUUUUUCUUUCUUUGGGAUGUUGGAUAUUAUGAAGGGCAAUGAUGGGAAGCGGGGGGGUUACGGACGGGUACGAGGGCGCAAAGAGACAGCGAAUGAUGGAAUCCAAUCCCUACUUCGCAGUGAGCGGUGGAGGGGUUUCAGACGGCUACGACUUUGCUGCUGCCUCAAAGCGCCCUAGGAUGCUCGAAUCAAGCCCCUAUUUUGGAGGGGCUGGUGCUGGCUCAUUUUAUGCUUCAGCAUAUGGGAACUAUGGCGGAGGUCCAAGCAGAAGCAGUGCCUACAGCUUCCCUGUGGUUCGUCUGCGUGGCCUGCCCUUCAACUGUGAUGAGCUUGAAGUCCACAAAUUUUUUGCUGGUUUGGAUGUCGUGGAUUGCUUGCUGGUGAACAAGAACGGGCGCUUUUCAGGUGAGGCCUUUGUUGUCUUUUCUUCUCCAAUGCAGGGAGAGUUUGCCCUUCAGCGAAAUAGGCAGAACAUGGGACGCAGGUACAUUGAGGUCUUUCAGUCCAAGAAACAGGAAUAUUAUCAUGCCAUAGCUGAGGAGGUGAACAAUGGUGGCUCAUUUGACGGUGAACAUCGAAGCGGCUCACCAGCACCUCGUUUGAAGAAGACUUAUGAUGACAAGGAUCAAAUGGAUUAUACUGAGGUUCUCAAGCUUCGCGGGCUUCCGUAUUCUGCAACGGAGACGGACAUUGUCGACUUCUUUCGAGAUUAUGAUGUGAAGGAAGGGAACGUGCAGAUUGUUCGCCGCCCGGAUGGGAAGGUUACUGGGGAAGCUUAUGUAGAGUUUGCAUCAGCUGAAGUUGCAAAGAAGGCAAUGUCCAAGGACAAAAUGACAAUUGGAUCGAGAUAUGUGGAACUGUUUCCAUCAACCCCAGAGGAUGCAAGGAGGGCAGAGUCGAGGUUCAAGCACUGAACGCAUUGAUUGAUAUGAGCAUUGGCAUGAAUAGCUUGUGCCCUUAUCUUUUUCUUGUCCCUUAGAUUUCUAAUAUUUUAGGGAGUUUAAUCUGUUCCAUCGUGCUCUCUCUCUUCCUGAGGAUGUUUUUAUCAUAUAUUUUUCAUGUCUUUUUGUCAAACUCCCGACCCUUUAAUCUUAUUAUUCUGGAUAAAUGGCAUGCAUACUGAGUUGGUUGUUUUAUCA